GUGUGGCCAAGCUGAUUUCAGCUGCUUUGGCAUCGCAAUGCAGCAGCAUGUGUGGGCUCGGUAUGGACAGCAGAUGGACGGCCGUCCACGGCAAGUGGCGCAGUCGCAGGGAAGGCCCGUUCUCCUGUCUGCGAAUUAUCGGAACCCUCCAAUGGCCAAAGUUAUGGGGAAACAGCCAUCAGCGCAGUCGCGACAGAAGGCUACGAGCCCGCGAGCGAUACAGAUCUCCCGUGAGGCUACGGAAGACAGAGCACCUUUGAGCCCCACUGUGAGUACGCCGCCCUCCGCUUCGGUGCGGGGCCACUACAGCCCUCAGGCACCUCCCCCUGGUGACGCUGCGGCCGGGCUUGGACACGCUUUGCGCCGAGAGGCCGUGCUAGAAGGCUCCGACAGGUUGCACCGGUCCUCCCCUUCGCAUCUGAGCACAUCAUCAGCCAGCGCGCAGAUGGGUGCGCUGCGAGAGAAGCUCCGGCAACUGCUGCCCAAAGACCUGCAGGGCGCGCAGGAGGCCGCCUUCUCCAAGUCCGAGGCAUUGGUGAGUCAUGCAGGCUCCCUGCCGAGUGCCGAAGAGCGACGGGAGCAGAGCCGGGAAGCUCUCACUCAGAAGGUCCAGGACCUCGAGGCGCGGCUGAGCCAGGCCAUGGCCUCCAUCGGCCAGGCGGGAUCCAAGCGGCCAAGCGGAAGGCCUAUGACUUCGCGGGCGGGAUGGGCACUUGGAGCGUGGUAG
Molecule: messenger RNA, 727 nt
Organism: Effrenium voratum
Lineage: Eukaryota; Dinophyceae; Suessiales; Symbiodiniaceae
Source: the annotation of a GenBank genome assembly